UGUUCACUUGCCAAAGUAAAACACCCCCUCCCGCGUUGACGACUCACACGUGAAAAGCCGCCGCCGUCCGCGCGAAACUUCUGCAACACACGGUCAAAGCCAAGCCACGCACGCCCAAUAGUCUCUCUCCCUCCCUCCAAGUUCCCAAAGAAAAACAAAAAACCAACGCCGAUAAUGUCAACCCAUGACUCCGGCAUCCCCUUGACCCAUGUCCCGGACUCUCGUGGCUACAAGCUCAUGGAGCUGCCUCCGGAGCUGGAAGCCCUGCUGACUGCCGAAGAUGUCCCGGUCGUCACACUCACCUCCACCCCUGCAACGGCUCUCCUUAAGGCCCAGGACAAGACUUACAAGCUGCUCCAGAAGAACACCUCCAACUCCCUAAUCCUCCUCGCCCCCCACACCUCGGAUGUCCCCGCCGUCGGUCUCGCCGCCAUCGCCACAGUUCACGAGACCAUUGAGCUCAUCGCCCAGGCGGAGCCGCAGACGAUAUCGAACCUCAAGAACACAGGCAGCAAGGGCAAGUGGCACGAGAAGUUCGGCCGCGGACGGUAGACUCGACACACACUUACGCCUUCAUUCACGGAUGUCUGAUGGCCAUCUGCUUUUUCUUGUUUUUGUUUUCCAUUUCCUCUUUUCGUGUUACUUACCUCGAAUACUGGAUCCAGUUUGGUCACGCAAGUAGAAUCAGCCUUGUUGCUAUGACUAAAAACAAAAACGCCUUUUCAUGUCAAACCCAAAUUAAGAUACCCUGUCUUUCCUCAAAAGAAACCACCCACCCCUCGUUCGCUAUCCUGCGCAACAACCUGGGUUAGAUAGGUUCCUGACGCCCUGCUCAAUGCUAUGUGUGCCAUGAUUAUGCCGAUGCGACAAGAGGGUGAGAGGUAGGGAGACACAAACGAAGAACAUGAACCCCUCGAUCGAUCUUGUAUGAAAACGCAGCGCGGUCGCCCGAAUGUCGUUUCCCAGACGAGAUAACCUCGCCUGCAAGACUGUUUGGCAUCCACAAGAUUUGGUUCGGAUAGGCCUGUGGCUGGGGGGAGCAAAGUAUCUGUGGCGCGAUGCUAGCAUCUUGUUGAAAGAGAAAAAGGCGCAGAAUUAAGCGGAGAACAGCCCAAAAAGAUCUUUAGUCCAGAACAAAAGGCUUGUCCUUGGAAUUUCCACGGGCGGGUUCAAGCAUGCCACGUGCCAUUCCACGCCGUCUGGCUUCCACCAGCCAGUUGGGGCGAUUCGGUGCCGGCGGUUGCAAUAAACCGUUCAGAUUAAAGCCGUUGGACUGCGACUGAGCGUGUGCCACAGGCACCGCAGCUUCAGGGGCUCGGGACCGAACGUUCACUGCGCCGUACCCUACUUCGGUCCCUCUGGUGAAC
Colletotrichum destructivum is the source of this 1367-nucleotide messenger RNA. Its product is annotated as Putative sister chromatid cohesion protein Dcc1. Bases 175 to 552 code for a protein of 125 amino acids. Lineage: Eukaryota; Fungi; Ascomycota; Sordariomycetes; Glomerellales; Glomerellaceae. Gene Ontology annotation, cellular component: Ctf18 RFC-like complex. Gene Ontology annotation, biological process: mitotic sister chromatid cohesion. The transcript has 2 exons. The record is from RefSeq and is a predicted model, not a curated record.